GAGCGAAUGACUUGCGCUCUCCGGCUUUCUAUCACCUGAACAUCCUGGACACAAUGCAACUCCACCGCACCCUCGCACUUGUCUGUCUAUAAAGAGGGUCAGGAAGAGAGUUCCAGCCUCCUUUGUGCUCUGAGCAAGCGAAAGGCUAUGUCUGAAGAGGAGGAACACGACAUAAAAGCUGUGGAUGAGCUUGCCAAAGUACUUAGAGACUUAGGUCUUAAUACAACUUUUUGGAUUCCAAAACUACGAAAUAUUUUGGAUAUCACCAAUGUAAAAGCAUUGCAAUAUUUUGGCCCUGAGGAAUUUGAAAUCAUAGAACCACAUUGCCGGCAUUCAUGGGAGAAAAAGGCAUUGUGUAAGUUAGUGGAAAUGUCGGGCAAUGAAGUUGUUUUAAAACAAUCACAACAAUGUGAGCCAAUUGGAAAUAAACAGAAGCAAGAUGCACCAACAAAGCAGCAUCCGGAACAAAUCCAUCAGAAAAGAUUAAUUCACAGUGGUGAGGCCAACGUAGAGACUGAGACAGAGCAGCAAAUGGAAUUGAAAGGAGCCAAAGAACCCCCAUUGUGGGAUGGCAGCCAUUCCAAUGAUAUGGCAAACACUUCUCUAAAGCAGUUAAAUUUAGCAGACAUUUCAACUUUACGUGGGACUAUUUCACGUCUAAGUCUUUUACAAAAUGCAUCUAAAGGACUUGCUUUGGAGGGGGUGUAUCGAACUGGUCAAAUAAAGGAUAGGCUAAAGAAAAGAGGCAAACUCUUAAACAUCCCAAUGUCGUUUGAUCUUGCUGGGCCAGUACAUCAGCCGAUGAUAAAUAAACAAGAGUUUUCAUCAUCUGAAGAGGAAAACAUAUUUGAGACAGCAGUGGAAAUAAUGGGAUUCAAUACCAUAACGACAGAAGAAGGUUUCCUACAGGCCUUGAAUGAAGAAAUCAACUCGCGGCAUAGCAAGGCAUUACACAAUGAAAAAAAGCAACAAGAAAAUCUCACGGAUACCUGCAUUCAUAGCGCCAAAUACCUGUACCUACCACUUGCCUCAGGAAGUCUUGACUUUAAUCAACUCAAGCUCUCUGAUGAGGCGUUGGAGGAAUUACAAAGCGUUGAAAACACUUUAAAAACCGCCAAGGAUUCUUUUAAAACGCAUGUGCUAAGAAACAGGUUAAGAAGUUUUUUUGAGAAAUUUGGCUCUCAUGCCCAUACAGGUCCUGUCCACUUUGGUGGGAUUUUUAAGUGGAAAGCAUCAGCAGAGGGAAUCAGCUCCGAUGAGAAAAAGGAAGACAGAAAUAUGAUAUCGGAGGCAGUGGAAAGGUAUUCCACUUCUGCCUACAACAUCAGUGGCAGUGCAGGUGGUGUGAGCAUGAUGGCAUCCGAAUUUACCACGGAAUUUUCUGAAAAAUACAAUGCUCCACUUCUUAACAAGGUGACAUUUUCCGUAGGUACAAUAGUUGGACCACCUGGCAUUUGUUCUCUUCAACAAUGGAAAACCGACAUUGUAUCCAACACCAAGACGUGGUCUGUCAUUGAUCUAGGCACAUCAUUGGUUCCAGUGUGGGACAUUGUCAAGUUUAACCACAAGGAUGAUUUUCAAAAUACCUUGAUAGCUAGCAGGCUCAAGGAGGCAUACACACUUUUGACAAACCAAAAUCUAAAUUUUUGUCUAGAGGAUAUAUUGGUCUCUGCUAAUGCUAAAGCCAGGUCAGUGAUGCAAGAUAUUAAACAUUGGCAAGAAUCCGACAUGGAAAAUAAUUUAGAAAAGAUACUUGAUUUGAAACAAACGUUAUAUGAUGAAACUAAAAGCAAUUUAACUUGGAUAAACACCUGUUUAUCUCACCCAGCCCUCCAAUCAUUUUUGUCAAAUCUUGUUACAGCACCUACCAAAACGGUGAAAAUCACAAAGCUUAUGCGGUCUAUUAUGGAGCCAAACAGCUGUGACGUUGACAAUUAUCCACAAUUCGCCUCCAGUAUGCAGUGGCUGAAUGAGUCUGAAGGAGUCCCUACUCAAUUAUCUGACUUUAAAGAUCUCGUGAACAUCUUAACAAAAGCAGAAGAUAAUUUAAAAAUUGACUUUUCACCAACUUAUUAAAAAAAACAUGAAAAAAGAAACAAAGAAAUCACACAUGCAUUUAAUUCAUUCUGUCAAUCACUGAGAACAACAAAACUCAUCGAACAAGAGCUACUCGUAAUUUCAGUUGCUUCUGCUGUUGGCUACUGUGUAAAAGAAAGACGAUUUCAGCAUCCCCUGGAUUACGACAACAUUGAUCAUCUUCAACGUGCACUAGAGUCAGCUUACAGAGAGUACUCAAGACUAAUGCAACAAGACAAAUCCAGAGCUCAGGCAUACGUGUUACGGACAGGUUUGUCUAAUGCACAGACUCUUGUCGAAAAGCGAAAACAGUUCGAUUUCAUGAGAUCCCAGGUCGAAGAAACAAUGUGUGCUGAAGUUUCCCAUGUGAUUAAAUGCAGUGAAAUAGGGCCAACUGACUGGAAUAAACUUGAUAUGAUGCUGGAAUCCAUUAUCGCUGGAACUUUCAAAGAACAAACAUGUAGUUCAAAUAAAGAAUGUACGAUACGAAAUACAGGAAUAAUUUCCCAGGGGGGAUGGAAAGAGGACACAUAUUCAAGGCAAGAAGAAUUACAAAAUAAACCAUCUAUUCAACCACGAAGAAAUAAUGAUGAUGAAAAGUUCAUGAAUCUGCUUGAAAGACUCUCACUGAUAAAAUACUACCCCAAGGAAUUACACACAAGUGAUGUAUGUGUUAUCAACAGGUCUCCAAUUCAAACUAACCCUGAUCGAUGCACAGAACAAGAACUUGCUCUUUCUUAUCUGCAAAAACUGAUGAUGAUUGACUAUCGAGCAAGAUGUGUUAGUUUUCAGUGUGAAAAUCAAAACCCAGGCAAAUUAAACAACUUAUCUCAGUCCACAAAUACAAAUAAAAGCCCUAAUAGUGAUAGCUUCUUUUCUGAUGAUAAUGACGUAAUAAAUAACAGCGAUGGGCCUAGGACAAACACUGAAACCCACAUUCACCCUAUGGACUUACAAAUGACAAUUUUCCAUUGUGGAGACAAUUUUGUAAGGCAGUACAUUUACACCAAACUUUCAUUCAUCCAGUUCGCACUUCCGCUUUUAGUUCCAAAUCCUUGUCGUUCAGAAAUAGAAUUCCCUAUAUGGUCAUUCAGACAGAUGAAAAAGAGCUGGAAAUACCGUGAUGCAUCUACCAAAAAAGUGCAAUCUAAAAACUGUGCAAUCAUUGAUGCCAACACUGCACUCGUGUCCUUCGUAAGAUUUGGUGAAUCACCUGCAUCAAAAUCUCAGAUAAUGAACUCUCUACUCGGCAAUCAAACGCAUCGAGUUUUCUUUCAUAGAUACUGCCGAGGCAGCAGCAGGAAUGGUCAACUAAUGAAAGGAGUUGCAGAGAUCGCCUGGUAUCUUCCAGGUGGGAAGGACGAUGAUGUAUUUAAUGACUGCAUAGCAUUCACUAAUCUCCACGGAGAUGCAAGAGAACACAAAACACAGGUGAAAUUUUUACAUGAGAUUUCGUCUAUAAAUGUUAUAUUACUGUCAGAUGGUGAUCGCGAUGAAGAAGGCAAACGUAUCUUAGACGAAUGUUUGAGUUCCCCAAAGCCGCUAAUUUGCCUCUGUGCUGACAAAAGGAGAGUUUCCAGUGGAGUAUCUGGAACAAACGCGAAAAUUGCUGUCGAGAAUCGAAAUGAGGCUGAGUUAAUCGAUGAAUUGACGUCAAUAAUCAAAUUGUUUUUAGACAAUUCAGAAAGAAAAAUUAGCAUCGAAGCUUUCUCAGCUAUUGCAAGACAGCAUAGCUUCAUUGUUGAUGAAGAUGAUAAACAAUGUGAAGAGGGCAAGGGUAUGGCGAAAGUUUUGCUGAGUCUUAUAAGUGACAAUCCACUGUGUUCCAUAAAGGAUAAAUUUUUGCCUCUUCAAGGGAAAUUGUGGCAGUCGUGGUGCAAGAAAGACAAAGAAUUGACUCGCAUGAUGGUAAGGGGGGGGGGGCAAAGUGUUGAGGAAUACAAAAGUAAUAUUUUAGGAGAAAAAACACGCAUUAGGAAAGCACAGCUUGAAAAAGCAUUUCCUCUUAACGAAUUUAUGAGAUCAUUGAUUGAAAUUUUGAACCAUAAGUCAUGCACAGUAAAAACAUACUUUCUGCAUUGGUUACGCAUAUACUCAGAUUAUAUGUUUGCAGAUCGCUUAACACAACUUCAUCUCAUUUAUCAUCAGGCCUGGAUGGCAAUAAUAGCGUUGAAAAAACAAGGUUUUAACACGAGUAUCAUUGCUAUAAAGCAAUCAGAGUUGGAUAAAAUAUCAGAAGAACUUGAUGCCUCUUCCUUUGGAAUUGAUCACGUUUUUAGGGAAGUUGGUCAGAUCUAUGAAGCUUCACAGACAAUGCCAUCAGUUAACAAACACCCAGCUACUUUGCCCAAGAUUGCUGCAGAAAUGAUGAUCUCUGGAUUUCCUCUUGAACUCAUGGAUGGUGAUGCUGUACAUGUCCCUCUCAUUUGGAUUAGCUCAAUCUUGGACAGAAUCAUUGAUGAAAUUGGGAACGUGAAGCUGUUUGUUAUCUCAAUACUGGGAAUACAGAGCAGUGGGAAGUCCACGCUACUCAAUGCCAUGUUUGGUCUCCAGUUUCCUGUUGGCAGUGGGAGAUGCACCCGAGGGGCCUACAUGCAGUUAGUGAAGGUGGAGGCAGAGUUCAGUAAACAGCUGGGAUAUGACUUUGUGUUGAUAGUCGACACAGAAGGACUGCGUUCUGUAGAGCUGUCAAAUACAACACAUAGUCAUGACAAUGAGCUGGCGACGUUUGUGAUUGGGCUGGGAAACAUGACCGUGAUCAACAUUUUUGGAGAGAACCCUUCUGAAAUGCAAGACAUUCUACAAAUUGCUGUGCAGGCGUUUCUGAAAAUGAGGCAGGUGAAGUUAUCACCGAGCUGUGUGUUUGUCCACCAAAACGUAGGAGAAGUGAAUGCACACCAUAAGAACAUGGAGGGAAGGAGACGCUUUCAGGAGAAACUCGAUGAGAUGACCCGCAUAGCUGCAGAGCAGGAGCAGUGCGCUGUUGCAUCAUUUGACGCAGUGAUCAGGUUUGACGUGAACUUUCAGAUCCGUUACUUUGCUCAUCUUUGGGAGGGAGACCCUCCGAUGGCUCCGCCAAAUCCAAGCUACUGCCAAAAUGUUAAAGACCUUAAAGAAAUGUUACUUAGAAAUGCGACAAAAGAAAAAACAAUCAACGUCUUGAAAAUAUCAGAAUUCAAAGCACGCAUUAAGAAUCUAUGGACGGCUUUGCUCGCAAAAAACUUCUUUUCUAGCUUUAAGAACACAAUAGAGAUCGCAGCUUAUACCAAACUGGAAGAAAUGUAUGGAAAAUGGACUUGGGAACUCAGGAGUCAUGUUCUUCAGCAGGAAAACAAACUCUAUAACAGCAUUGAUAACAAUACAGAUACAAUGACACGAUUACAGAUUGAACGAAGAAUUUUGUCAAACUAUCAGGAUAUUAAAAAGAAAAUGGAAGAACAUUUCAAUAGCGCAGAUGAUGCAGAAUUCUUGGUUCAAUGGAAAGUUAAAUUCGAAAAAGGAUUUGAAACAGUGAAAGAAGAGCUAUUGUCUGAUGCUUACAAAAACUACUCUGCCCUGAUGGCUCUAAAAAACAAAAAAAGAAAUCUCGAUCUUCAGAGAUCAAGUUACGAAGAUCAACUUAUUAGAAAGAGCAAGGAUUUGGCUUCAAAAUUGAGAGAAAAAAAUGUUAAUGAAGCAGUAUGGGACAGGGCUUUUCAUGAAAUCUGGAAGGAUUGGAUUAAAGUUAUAAAAGACGGUAUGACCAGCCCUGCAACGCUUGAUGUAAAACAAGAAAUUGAAAACCUUAUUUACAAAGUUCAUGCGAAUCAAAUUCAACACCUAGAAACAGUGAUAUGGAACUAUCACACAGGGACAGAAUUUGACAUUAAACAAAACGAACACAUGAUGAACCCGAAAUGGCUUGGAUAUCUGAGUCACCAUUUCAAAGAUAAGAAUACUAAGUCAAUUAAAGAACUAAUUAUUGAGAUAAAAUUAAAUGUCAAUAGAUGCAUUGCCACCCAAGAGAAACAUAAAACUAAUUUCAACCCAUCCUACAUAUAUGAAAUUUUAGAGGUAAUGAAUUCAGACAUACAGAAAUUUUCACAAUCCAAUGAAAAAUGUAAGCUCACAGAUAAGUUCAAAAUUGAUUUAUCUGUCCACAUAUUGGCAGAGGUUACGGGGCGAUUUCAGAAAAUGCAUGAGAAUUUCCAGAGGGAAAACGAUCCAUUAGUAUACUUCACCAGUAAGAAAGAAAAAUACUUCGACAGCUUCAAAAUCCGCUGCCAAGGCGCAACGUCCACAACUAUUUUUGUGGAUUUUUUGUGUAACAAACUGAAAACAUCCAUUCAACAGGCAGUUUAUGAUAACGUUUGUGUUAACAUUGCAGGCAGGAUGAAGUCCACAUUCCUGGCAUUCAACGGAAAUCGAUCAAAAUUAGAAAACUACAUUCUCAUAGAUUUAGCGAAGAAGAAAGAUUUUAAAGCAUUUGAUGAAUAUAUUCACCAUCCAAAAAAACACUUUCAGAAAUACAUUACGGAACGUGUAGAAGAGUAUUGCAAGGGAAACGAUAAUGAAAUAAUCCAUGAGAUGUUAAAGUCAAGUCUUGAGGAUUACACAGCUGCAAUUACUCAUGCAAUUAAUAAAGCAACUGAAAUGGUACAAAACAACGAGUAUGAUGCAUCUUCAUGGCUGGAUACAUUUUGCACACAGCUUGAUGACGUCAUCAAGCUCCCAAGACACACUUUGGACCAAGGCGACUGCAGCGAAAUAACCGAUAUUGGAUUUCUUAAAGAAGAAUUAACAAAAGGACUAAAAACCGUGGUUGAAGGAGUAAAAGAUACAUUUUCUUCAACAUGCUUAAAUGAUUUGAAACACGUUCAUAACAAACCUUAUGAAAUACUAUUUCGGCAGCUAUGUGGGUGCUGGGUGCAGUGCCCGUUGUGUAAAGCCAUCUGCACAAACACGAUGUCCAAUCAUGACGGAGACCACAGUGUUUUCCUUCACCGCCCCAGGGCAGUGAGUGGAGGACAUUGGCAUGAAACUGAUCACUUUGUCAUCGACAUCUGCACUAGUUUAGUUGCCAGUAACUGCAACAUAUUUUCUCCAGACAGAAAAAUACCAUGGAAGGAUUAUCGUACAGCCGGGCCAGAAUAUGCUUGUUGGAGCAUAACACCAGACUUAACCACACAACCAUAUUGGAAAUGGUUUGUCUGCAAGUUCAAGUCAGACUUAGAAAAGCGCUAUAACCUAAAAUUUGCGGCGCUGGGAAAAAUCCCAUCAGAUUGGGAAUGUAUUAAAGAAGAUGAUGUUAUUGAGGAUUUAGAGAAACUGUAGUUUGAUUAAUAAAACUACAAAUGAGCAUCCUAUGUCACAGAUGAACUUAUGAAUACGUGGCUCUGUUUCAAAGUAUGCAGAUUUAAAAUUGGUAUGUUAUUAAUAAUAACAACGAACACAAGUCAUCAUCAAACAGCAUAAUCUCUAAAAUGGCAUGGCAUUUAACGAUCGUUACAUGCAUGCAUAUGUACAUACAUUUAACUUGAGACAUUGUGGAUGUUAUAGUAAACUGAUCAUCUACAUUAGACGUGAACAUUUUCGCGCAAAAUAAAUAUAUGCAUCUUUUAAGUAAUUCAUAAAGAAAUAUCUACUGUACAAUCAUUUUCAAUGUGUUUAUUCCUCUAUACCCCUGUUUUAUUUAAACGUGCAUUUUGUUUGUGAUGCACUUCAAAUGUAAAUACAAAAUUAAUAAUAGAAAUGUCAAUGAAAGUGGUAAAUUACACAUCAGCUAACUACGUGCUUAAUAUUAAAUUGUGUUUCUACUUUAACAUUUGUAAUUUAAAUCUAAAAUCAAUAUUGCAUGUUUUAAUGGUAAGUUUGUGCUUCAAGUUCCCACAAAUACUCACCAGCCUUGCGCUUUCUUCCUCAUGUUGGUGUCGGACCCCUAUUUCAUGAGGCAGAGGAUUCUCCUCUGUGUACUGUCUUCUCGAGCUUUAAUCAGCUGCCCAUCCCCUCUAAUGAAUGCCCAAGACUGGUAUUUUGCCUCUCACGAUCGUUCCUUUCAAACUUUUAUGUUCAUCCAAAAUUGCUUCAGCAUGAGCAUAAUAAUAUAUUUCCAUGGGAUAGCAUAUGGCCAUUUGAAGUCAAAUGCAAAGCUGAAAAGUUCUAAUAUUAUCAAGUAUUCUGUUCUCAGCAUGGAUAUCUGCCAAAUAUAACAUUUAAGUAAAUAUUGAAACAUCUUUACCAGUAACUUCUUCUUUGCUGCUUAUUUCCCUUUUCAGCAGCAAUUCUGUCUUGCUGAAUGCCAUUUUCCCAUUAAAAUAAUGAUAUCACCAUUACGCACAAUUACUUUCGUUUGCUCUCCAAUUAAACGUUCAGACCCUAUCAAUAAUACAUAUCUGAGUAAAUACAACACAAUUUCAGCAAACCUCAGGGUACUGUAAAUCCAUAAUGGCAACAAAUGCUUCCAAUGACUGGAAAGGCACCACAUGGGACACACAAAUUAGCUGGGUUUACAAGGCUCAUUUAAUUUACUAAAUUAAAGAACAUUGUACUGUCAGAACUGCAAAUGUAAACAACAGAAACAGAAGAAAGCUCUUGAGACUGUUAGGAAACUAAUCAAAUAGAACCAGUCAAGAAAAUCAGCAACAUAAGAAAUGUUUAGCAACUUCUUUGCAAAUAGUAACACAAAUUUACGCGAUCUAACCCAAAAAACCUCUAUUAUGGAAGAUAUUUGUCGCGAAAGCAUACGUGUUAAACUGAGUAACACAAACAGGCAGCCAAUAUGACUCCCUACAAUAUCAAUGUUGCUGAAAUGAUGUGCUUCCAAAAUGUCGUGUCGCUGAUGGGAUGUGAAAAAACAUUUGUUGAAUGGUCAUGUUGAGGUUCAGAUAUUGGAGAGAUGUGUAUUGUGACCCUAUUGAUUUUAAAACGUUUAUUCGAUUAAUGAUGUUAUGAUACAAAGUAGACAAUUGACAGUAAGGUUGGCAGCAUGCUGUGAAAUAUCUGUCUAAGACCAGAGGAACUUAUUAACCACAUUUUCUAGGGCACAGUCGACGUUAAGAGAGGUUGGCCAAUGAUCAACAUCGUGCCUAAGACGUAAAUAUAAAAUGCAUACAUGUAGAUCACAAGAGACUGAUGAAGGUGGAAUCGGUUGAUACAUUACUGGCACACCUACAUCAUUACAAGUUAAAUAAACAAAACUCACAUUCGUAGUUCAACCCUUAUGCACUCUUUAUUACUGACCUCUGUUUGUGCUAUGAAAAAGUGCCGUUAUCACAAAUAAUCUGUUUUAUAUAUAUAAAAAUGUGUAUUUAUGGCAGUGCUAUUGCUUUAUUAAGCUGAACGUUUAGUAGCUGAUGAUAAUGACGAUAACAACAUUUUCAUACGUGGACAUAUAAUAGCACAGGUUGGUAAAUGUUAAGAAAUAAUAACAGUUUUGCAUACAAUCAAUACAAUUUCUUCGUUUGAUGCAUCGAAGUCAAUAUGAUGUAUGACUUGAGGGGAGGACUUGUGCAUUAGAAUGUUUUUAGGUGAUAUCCAGAUAAGCGUAUUAGCAAAUAUUGUCCACGCUGCCUACUCAUCUUCCUUUCCUCCAGAUCCAUUGUAUGUUAUUGCAAGGUCUACAUUAUUUUUAACACCACAAUUCGCAUAGCAUGAAUAUGGUUUUACAAAGGAAAAAACUGUAUAUUAAGUGUGGCAUAUCAUAAAUAUCAAUGGACAAAAGCAAACAACUUUAAAAUGUAAAUGCUGAGUGUAAGCCGGAUCAACAAAACGACAAAUUCAGAGGUCCUAUAAAUACCAACGAAUAGGCUGAGAUCAAUAAGUAGAACAACCCAUCAUCAUCUGGGCAUUGUUUGGAAUCCAGGCUGCAGGAAGACCUCACUUUGAAGGGAUAUGGAAGGCGAUGAAGAAUACGACAUAGAUGGAUUCAUAAAAGCAACGAAUAAAAGUGGCAUCAUUGCUGACGAAUGCUUCAGAAGGAUGGACAAGAAGAAAGAUCAAGUUCUACAACUGCCAACCGCUUCCAAAGACAUCACAAAUAAUUGACUUUUCACAUAAUUAUUUUACACGAAGCUUCAUAUUUUACAUUAACAACUUUAAGUUACUUACGUCCAUUGCCAAUUUGGUCAUUGUAAAUAAGGUGCGUGAGCAAUUGGGAGUCGUUCUGGAAUUUGAGUUGUUAUUUUUGAUCGCAUGCAACUUCAUAUAUACAUGAAAAUUAUACUAUCUGAAUACAAUACAGGAAUAUAUUGCACAUCUUUAAGUCAUAUUUGCGAAGUGGAGUGUUGGCAUAGUGCUUUGCUAUCUGCCAUAUGAUAUUUGUUAUCUGUGUAUUUUUGGGGAAUAAGAAUCUGAUUUAAAUAAUAUGGUUGGUAUUCCAACAACCAAUGAACUAAGGAUUGUUUGGAUGUCGCAUUUUUUUUGUUAAGCUAAUCUUUAUUGUGUAAUGUUUAUAAUGCUUAAGGGGUCACAGUUAUUUUGAUUAAUUAAUACUUGUUUGUAUGUUCCGGAGCAUGAGCAUGAUAUAGUGGCUGCGCGACUAGAUAGACAACAUAUCAGUUUAAGAUAAUGUUUUCAAAGUCACAAUUACAUGUUUUAUUGGGGUCAUAACUCUCUGUUUUAUUCAAUAAAUGUAUAAGAAUCAAAAUAU
Messenger RNA from Lethenteron reissneri (Far Eastern brook lamprey), 10702 nucleotides. Its product is annotated as interferon-induced very large GTPase 1-like. Lineage: Eukaryota; Metazoa; Chordata; Hyperoartia; Petromyzontiformes; Petromyzontidae. Gene Ontology annotation, molecular function: GTP binding. The record is from RefSeq and is a predicted model, not a curated record.